GAGCGGCUGCGCGGAGGGCGCCUGGGGGGCGCUGAGGGGUCACAUUCUUUUACAGUUGAGAGCCAGUUGGUUGUGAGGUGCUGGAUUGGAAACUGGGAGAGAGUCUAAUGAAGUUAUUACUGGGAAGAAGCAUGAAAAUGUUGCCUGUUAUUACAACCCCCAUCUCUCUUUGAAUGAUUUGGAAGACAAGUCUAUAAAACCAGGACAUUGUUUCCCAAUUUGAAUGUUGCAUAGUAUCAUGCCUAGCAGAAUGGGAUCAAAAAUGGACAUGAAGAGAGACUUCAUUAGAGUAAAAACUCAUUAUAAUAGGGACAUCCUCAUCACAAACGUGGGUGCAUCAAUGAACUAUGAUGAACUUUGUGAAGAAGUGAGAGAAAUGUGCAAUUUAUCUCAGGAACAACCAAUUACCCUGAAGUGGAUUGAUAAUGAAGGUGAUCCAUGUACCAUUUCGUCUCAGAUGGAACUGGAGGAAGCAUUCCGUUUGUACUGUCAGUGCAGAGAUGAAGGGCUUAUUAUCCAUGUCUUCCCCAGCAUUCCAGAACAACCAGGCAUGCCUUGUCCGGGAGAAGAUCAAUCAAUCUACCGGCGGGGAGCGAGAAGAUGGAGGAAGCUUUACCGAGUGAAUGGGCAUCUGUUUCAAGCCAAACGCUUUAACAGAAGAGCAUACUGUGGCCAGUGCAGUGAAAGGAUAUGGGGUCUGGGAAGGCAAGGUUACAAGUGCAUCAACUGCAAGUUGUUGGUCCAUAAACGCUGUCACAUUCUUGUCCCACUGAACUGCAAAAGGCAUAUGGAUUCUGUGAUGCCUUCCCAGGAACCUCAAUUAGAUGAUAAGAAUGAUGAAGCUGAUGUCCCUACAGAAGAAACUGAUGGAAUAUCUUAUAUUUCUUCGACUCGAAAACAUGAUAAUAUUAAAGAUGAUUCUGAGGAACUCAAGCCAGUUAUUGAUGGAAUGGAUGGAAUCAAGAUCUCUCAGGGGCUUGGCCUACAGGACUUCGAUCUGAUCAGAGUUAUUGGACGAGGCAGCUAUGCCAAAGUUCUUUUAGUGCGGUUAAAAAAGAAUGAUCAAAUUUAUGCAAUGAAAGUUGUGAAGAAGGAAUUAGUUCACGAUGAUGAGGAUAUCGAUUGGGUGCAAACCGAAAAGCAUGUGUUUGAACAGGCAUCCAGUAACCCUUUCCUAGUUGGCUUACAUUCCUGCUUUCAAACAACAAGUCGGCUGUUCCUUGUGAUAGAAUAUGUGAAUGGGGGAGACCUCAUGUUUCACAUGCAACGGCAAAGAAAACUCCCGGAAGAACACGCAAGGUUUUAUGCUGCUGAAAUCUGUAUUGCUCUCAACUUCCUCCACGAGAGAGGCAUCAUCUACCGGGAUUUAAAACUGGACAAUGUUCUCCUGGAUACAGAGGGUCACAUCAAGCUGACAGACUACGGCAUGUGUAAGGAAGGGUUGGGCCCUGGUGACACUACAAGCACUUUCUGUGGAACGCCAAAUUACAUUGCCCCGGAGAUCCUUCGAGGAGAAGAAUAUGGAUUCAGUGUGGAUUGGUGGGCCCUUGGUGUCCUCAUGUUUGAAAUGAUGGCAGGAAGAUCUCCCUUUGAUAUUAUUACUGACAAUCCAGAUAUGAACACUGAAGAUUACCUCUUCCAAGUUAUCCUUGAAAAACCAAUCCGAAUCCCAAGAUUCCUUUCUGUUAAGGCCUCUCAUGUUUUGAAAGGAUUUUUAAAUAAGGAUCCCAAAGAGAGGCUUGGAUGCCAACCCCAAACAGGAUUUUCCGAGAUCAAGUCACACACAUUUUUUCGCAGCAUAGACUGGGAUCUGCUGGAAAAGAAGCAGGCAACCCCGCCAUUUCAGCCUCAGAUCACAGACGAUUAUGGUUUGGAUAACUUUGAUACCCAGUUCACCAGUGAACCUGUGCAGCUAACUCCCGAUGAUGAAGAUGUAAUAAAAAGAAUAGACCAGUCGGAGUUUGAAGGAUUUGAAUAUAUUAACCCAUUGAUGCUGUCAACUGAGGAAACAGUAUGAGAAAGAGGCACAGAGAAAAAUGCGAAUGCACUUGGACCUUUAAUCCUGAACUACAGUAUAUGCAUGCAAGGCUGGGGGUAACCAUAAGGGUUUGAACGGAGACCGAUGACAAAACGGCCGCUGAGAAGAAUCAAGAUACACGAUUUGGGUGGGUGGCGUCCUCUGUUUUUUUUAAGCCUGGGGGAACUGGCAGAGCUGGCUUCACGAGGGACACCGCACUCCGUGCCUGCUUCAACGAGGGGUCAGUGACGGUCGUUGCGUCCUUGGGGAGAGAUUCCAGACCGCUCUGAAAGGAGCCCACUUCUAAUGGACAUUUCCAUGCAGCAGCCUCCUAGACCAGUGGGACAUCCAGAGUAGAAUUGCUAGCGGUGUUGAAGCUUCCUUUAGAUGCCUUUUUUCACAAGUGGUACCUAUCCUAAAUGUCUCUGUGUGCACGUGGGUAUGUAUAUGUGCGCAUACAUACACAGAUAAUGUACGCACACAUGUAUACACACACUUGCUAAAUAAAUAGAAAGGAGUUGUGUUUUAUUAGCAAUGGUAACAAAUUUGGGCACAGUAUUUAAGUGCCUAAAUGGAUAAUCUACAUUAAAAUAUUCCAUAUUUGGAACAUUAGAUGAACCCUGUAAGUUCUGGUUAUUUAAAAAGAAAAAGUAUUUUACACAUGGAACCUACAACUAACAGCUGCUAUCCGAUAUUCAUAAUUGCCUGCAUAGAACUUUCAGAAUGGACAGGAAUCUUAGCAAUAACAAUUCCAAAUUAGAGUUCAGCAUUCAGAAGAUCUGGCUUAUGCUGAACGUGGGAGGGAAAAAAAAAUAACUACCAAAAUCUCAUCAGAAAAUUUAAAUUUGCACAUGGUGGAUUUAUGAAAAUACUUGAGCAGUGCCUACGAUGACUUACGUUGUAUACUAGAUUUUUGAAUAAUAUUUUUAUCAAUGCAAUAUUCAGAAGGAACAAUGGGAACAUAAUAGAUCUUAGCCUUAAAGUUUUGGGGGGGGGAAAGAAUUCUAGGAUAUCCAUCAACAUACUACAUUUUUUUUCUGAUAAAGCACACCUCCUGCUUAAAAAUGACUGCUUUGAAAUGUUUACCCUGUAUCACUGGUUAGCUCUCCCAGAGAUUGUCAUGGUUAGUGAAACACUAUCAAAGCAGCAACUUAAUGAUGGGAAAAGUGACCACAGAUACAAAUAUUAUAUGGGUAUAAAAAUGUCCAUGUUUCCCCUUUGGAGAGCUAAUUGCUUGUCAAUUUUUGGAAUUUAAAGAAAAUUCAGUGCAUUUCUGAUUGAACUCGUGCGUAUUGCUGACCUAAUACGGUAACCCUUUCCGAAUUCUGUUGGGUCAGCUGCAGUUUUGGAGGACAACAUUCUGCAGCAGUAGAAAAAUCCCGUAUGUCGUGAUUUGGUAGAUGUCAAAUGACUCGCAACCAUUUUUAUCCUGCUUUUCUUGUCUGGGUUUCUCAGGAUAUCACAUUGCAUUGGUUGUUGCACAGGAAAUCUUAGUUGCAUUCACAGCCAUGAGAUGCUAGGAAUAAGACGGCCAAACUUGAAAGAUCGAUACAUCUGGCAAAGAACCAUUGGUUACGAUUUCAUUUGGGACUCUUCCCUUCCCUUGGCCGCUAAUUAAAGCACAUGUACGAUAACAAAAUGUUCGCACUCCCAUGCAGAGUUCUUGAAACUUUGUUUUGUUUUGAGCAAGAUUCUUAGGUCUGUUCUAACCAGCACUUAGUAACUCAGUUAGAACGGCUUUCCUCAGAUGCUUUGGGUUUAAAUAACCAAGAUACCUAGUUGAGAAGCUCUUUGCUUUUAAGCAAACCCUGAAACUACUUUUCACGAUCCUGUUUUUUUUCCCCUUCUCAACAACAAAUUCAGUAUUCCCCAACUCGUCUCUCUCUUCCCUUUGGAUUUACAGCUGAGCAGCUGGUUUUGCAAGGCCAUGUGACCACCAGGUGCCAUCUGAUUCUGGGGCAAAGGGUUUGCAAAAACGGUGAGAAUACUUCACUCUGAACUUGUAUACUGCCUGAACAUCAGAGCAGGACUAGGACACGGAUACACACUUGAUCGACAGGCAUAAAAAAACAAGUCCUUGAUUUAUUUACAAUUUAAGGCAUUUACAAUGUUGCUGUGUUGCCAAAUAAGUUACUGGUUACAAGUUGGUUGCUGCUCGUGUGCAAUGUAUAAUGUUCUGUCCAUGAUGAAGGGGAAAUUUUUUUAUAUAAAGUUCUUGUUUUAUAAAUUAAAGGAAAAAAAUGAAGGAUGUAAUUAAAUGUGUGGUUUAAAAAAAAAUCCUAAUAUAUUGCAAAUGGAGCUGGUAAUGAUAUAAUUGUCUUAGUAUGUAAAUGAAAUGUAAAUGAAAACACUCUAGCUAAUUUAAUGAUUGUAAAACAGUAAAUAUGUUCUUGUAGUUUUGUAUAAUUAACUAGUUGAGAUCUUUGGCCAGUUUUAUUUGUGCAAAAGAUGGUAUCCUAACCAGUUAAACAGCUAAGAUCAUUUAUAUUCUUGCACAUCUAUUAAAGACUUUAAUGAAAA
Candoia aspera is the source of this 4537-nucleotide messenger RNA. It is a transcript of the gene PRKCZ, whose product is annotated as protein kinase C zeta. Gene Ontology annotation, molecular function: protein serine/threonine kinase activity; protein binding; ATP binding. The transcript is spliced from 20 exons. Gene Ontology annotation, biological process: protein phosphorylation. Gene Ontology annotation, cellular component: nucleus; cytoplasm. Lineage: Eukaryota; Metazoa; Chordata; Lepidosauria; Squamata; Candoiidae. Bases 224 to 2017 code for a protein of 597 amino acids. The record is from RefSeq and is a predicted model, not a curated record.